This is a messenger RNA of Carassius gibelio (silver crucian carp), 4216 nucleotides long. RefSeq names its product endoribonuclease ZC3H12A. Gene Ontology annotation, cellular component: nucleus; cytoplasmic ribonucleoprotein granule. Bases 436 to 2190 code for a protein of 584 amino acids. The record is from RefSeq and is a predicted model, not a curated record. Gene Ontology annotation, biological process: nuclear-transcribed mRNA catabolic process, RNase MRP-dependent; 3'-UTR-mediated mRNA destabilization. The transcript has 6 exons. Lineage: Eukaryota; Metazoa; Chordata; Actinopteri; Cypriniformes; Cyprinidae. Gene Ontology annotation, molecular function: RNA endonuclease activity; metal ion binding; mRNA binding.
CUGGAAACAGAAAUACGGGAACUGAAAAUAUGAAAAUGAAAAUGAAAUUUAAACAAAUAUAUGUAUAUAUGUUUAAAAGGAAAUGAAUUAAAAAUAUGAAUAUUAAAAUAACAAUGUGGCCGUUUGUUAGUAUUGACUGGAAGAGUCUCUCGCUCGCUCUCUUCCGGGAGAGAAACAGGUCGAGUUACCUGGAUCAGGAAGUAGAAGAGGAAAGGUGUUACAUUAAAACACGUCACACCACACAAGAUCACUACUUUCUAGAAAACACACACACACACACUCACACACGCGCGCGCGUUACAGAUCACCGGACUCAUCAUUGAGAGAAUAUGCCUUAUUCAGAAGCAAGAGCAACAUGUCAGAGCAGCAUAUGGACGACACAGCAGCUCUUGCACUGAAAACCCCGAGAACAUCAAACAUCCAACAUACGGCGGGAUGCAGUCCAGGUGUUACCAUCAACCCGCUGGCCUGGGCCAAGAUGGACCUGACCACCAUGACCUGCAGAUGAAGGUCGACUUCUUUCGUAAGCUGGGAUACUCUCCACAAGAGGUGAAGGCCGCCCUGAGGAAGCUCGGCAUGGGGACGGACACUAACGCGGUGCUGGGGGAGCUGGUGCGUUCAGGGGCCAAGGCUGUGCCCUCCUCUAGCUCUGACAGCGAUGAUGGUGGGUUCAGUUUGUCCCAUCGGGGAGGAAGCUCAUCUAGGACACAGGGCUCAACGCUGGAGGACACCUCUGAACCAGAAAGUGACCUGAAGCCUAUUGUUAUUGAUGGGAGCAACGUGGCCAUGAGUCAUGGGAACAAGGAAGUGUUUUCUUGCCGUGGGAUUGAGCUGGCAGUUAAUUACUUCCUUGACCGAGGACACAGAAAUAUCACUGUGUUUGUGCCUUCCUGGAGAAAAGAGCAGCCCAGGCCUGACGUACCUAUUUCAGAUCAGCAUAUUUUGGAAGAGCUGGAAAGGAAGAAGAUUCUUGUGUUUACACCUUCACGAAGGGUCGGAGGAAAGCGUGUAGUUUGCUAUGAUGAUCGCUUUAUUGUCAAAUUAGCUCAUGAUCUGGAUGGCAUUAUAGUGUCCAACGACACAUAUCGUGACCUGCAAAGUGAACGUCCGGAGUGGAAGCGUUGCAUUGAGGAGAGAUUGCUCAUGUACUCCUUUGUUAAUGACAAGUUCAUGCCACCCGAUGACCCUCUCGGCCGUCAUGGACCUAAUUUAGAUAAUUUUCUUCGUAAAAAAGCGAUGUUGCCUGACCACAAGCGACAACUCUGUCCAUAUGGAAAAAAGUGCACAUAUGGGAUCAAGUGUAAGUUCUACCACCCAGAGCGCACAAACCAGUCACAGCGUUCUCUAGCCGAUGAGCUUCGAGAGAAUGCCAGACUGUCUGGUUCAAAAGGGGAAAGCAGAGUAACUGGGCCACUAAGGGGCAUGUAUCAAAGAAAUGACCCUGGUUUUGGGUCCAACUCACCCUCCUUGGAGCAAGAACUGGAACAAAAGCUUAACUUGGAUCCCAAGAGCUCUGACAGCAGGGAUGUUAUGUUCCAGUACUGGGAUGACAUUUUGUCCACCAAAAAGCCCUUAAAUUCAACCACAGUGGAACAACGCAGUGCUUUGGUAGACAGAGCCAGUCUGCAAGCACCUUACCCAACAAACCCUUCAUCCAUUUUCAGUUAUGACUCAGGGCUUGGAUCCUACCAAAGCCAGUUUUCAGACCCAUCCCAGAGCAUUGAUGAUUUACACAGGAUGAGAUCCAAUCAUCCACCAAUGUCUGGUAACCCUGGUGUACCUACAGGUGGCCAGCACUACUAUGACAACAUGAGUUCUUUAUCUAACUAUCAGCCAAACUUUGGUGCCUACAACUCCCUUCCUGUGCCCAACACCGUCCAGCGGUACAGUCUUCCUGCUUACGGUGCCUGGUCUUACCCUUACUUCUUACCACAAGCAACCAGUUUACCUGAACCUUUACCCUGUCCUAGCUCACACAGGUCUCCUGAUGUCUACGGAAACCAGCAGCACUUAGCCAUGCCACAGUCAAAUGCUUUCCAGGAAGAAAGAGAGGAGGUCAGGAAGAAGCUUCAUGCGAUUUUUAACCCGCAUCAUGUAAACAAAGUUAUGGAAAUGUUCCCACAGCUGAAAGAUGCGCAGCAGCUGGCGGCAGAGAUUCUCAAACUCAAGUCCAGAGGAGAGUUCUUCUAAUUCGUGAACCUUUGGGACAAUGGCAUGCCAAGUUUCUCAAAAGAAAUGAGCUCUACACUCUCAGAAAAAAAAAUUGCAAACAUUGUACCUUUGGGGGUACUUUUUUACCCUUAAAAAGUUUGUAGUAGUGCUUUAAAAGUACCCAUUUCCCCUUUUAGGGGGAGAUAAGGUACAAACUUUUCGAAUUAGGGUACAACAAUAGCUCCCUGAACUUUGUACCUUUUUACCCUUAAAAAUUUCAUAGUGGUAUUUCAAAGGUACCUAUUACUAAGAUGCACCUUCGAGGGGUAGAUAAGGUACAAUCUUGUCCUUUUAAGGGUGCUGCCCCAUUGACACGCUUUUGUACCUCUAAAGCAAUGCAAUUGUAUUUUUUUUUUCUUUCCUUUGUAGCUCUUUUCUGUCUUGUGCUCUUUAAAGUCUCAGAAACCUGAAUGACUUAUCACAUAGUACAUGUGGUAACUAUGUAUGACUGCAAAGUCAAUUGUGUGUCAAGUUGUUUUUUAAGGGGUUGAUGCACAUUGCAUCAAUGGUUGCUCCUAACGUGUAGCAAACUGUACAGUACCUUGGCUCGAAGACUAAAGAUUUGGUUUUGGACAGAAGCUUAAAUGUAAUUUUGAGUGUUCAAAUUAUAGUUGUAAUUGCUGUCAUUAAGGAACCACCCUGUUUUCAAUGUUCAGAGUAAUUUUCUAGUUAGUGCGUCUGCUGCUAAUUGUUCAUUCAAAUCCGCUCCACCACAGAAUGACUUCAAAUAGUAGAAGGCGUGAUUCCUUGUGUCUUGCAGUCUUUUUGUUGUAUUUCUUUGUUUCAAUUAUUGUGGGUGGCAAUACAAAUGUUUUAUUUUAAGUAUAUAUAUAUAUAUAUUACGUCAAUUACUGUAAUUAGCAUUUUUGAAACUUACCACAGUACUGUAAAUCAUAUUUAAUUGUGCUUCAAUGUUACAUGUUUCAUAUCAGGUUGGUUCUGCUGUGUAACUCCGAGCUUGUUGAUUUUGACGAUAUGAAUGUACAAAGGACAUCUCACAUCUUUUCUUUUAUGCAAAAUUGAUUUGCGCCAUCUCAUUGUUCGGACAUCUGCUCUCAAACAAGAGAAGAGCAAAUUCUUUGCACUAAGAAGUUAUGAUUUGCGUGUCAAAGUAUGUCAAAGAGUUGACAUAAUGGUGUAUAUUAUACAAUGAAUAUCACAAAAAAAUUGUAAGCUUUAGAUGAAAGUUUUUAUUAUAAUAUAUUAUGCUGAUGUUUUAUCCACUGUUUUCAAAUGAGCAUAUAGGUAUUUGUGUUAUCACAACCCACUUGUAUGUCUUCUAAUAUCUAUAUUAAUGUGAACAAAUUCAAAGACACCGUAAGUGAGUAUGAGUUUGUACAGUUUGAUGUUUUCUCUUUAGAGGAGACAGUCUUAGCAGAUUUUUAAUUAUAGCAUCUGUUUGCAAAGAUGUUCCAUAGACAUUAUAUUUUAAGCUUUUGCCGUUGUUAUUUUUCAGUUCUUAAGAUGUUAUAAAAUCAGCCAUACAAUUAAAGCCUUUAUGUAUAAUACAUUAAAGGUAUUCAUAAUGUAAAUUGUAAUGCAUUGUUUUUCAGAAAAAUAAUUGUAACCAAUUUAAAAAGCAUUGUGAUAUUUAUGUUUGUCUUGUGUUUGAAUGCAUUAUACUUUCUAAACAUGCAACAGCGAGUUUUUAAGUAAUAUGAUGUAUUAUAACUGUGGUAAGUCUGGUAACAAUUAUUCAUUUGUUCAUACAAUUCAUUAUAAAGUGUAUUACAAGACAUAAUUAUAACUACUUUUAAUGCAUUAUAUAUAAAGGCUUUAAGUAAAGUGUUACUAAAUGAUCUGCUUUAACAUAGUUAGGUUCGUUAGUUCAUGGUGUCCAAGUAGCAACUUGCAACAUGUUUAUAUCCUGCCAGUGCAUUAUAAUCAUUAAUGUGAACAGGAAAUAAGUUCUCAAUGUUGUAUUGGCAAAUGCAAUGAAAAAGAAAAGACCUUCUUUCUCUUUGUCCUUUAAACGGUAAUAAAAAAAAAUAAUAAAAAAGAUAAA